AUGGUCCGCCACAAAAAAGACAAUUUCUCUCGAGGAGGCAAGAAGUUCUCCAACCCCCGCCCCCGACCGGUGCCCCGCGGUGAUGAGAACGAGGAUAACGCCGCGCCCUCAUCGCGGCCUGCUUUUCGCGCGGCCUGCUGGGAUAUGGGUCACUGUGACCCGAAGCGAUGCUCCGGCAAGCGCUUGAUGAAGCUGGGCUUGAUGCGCGAGCUCCAUAUCGGCCAACGAUUCCCUGGCGUGAUAGUUUCACCCAAUGCUAAAAAAGUGGUAUCUCCGGCUGAUCGGGAUCUCAUGGAACAACAUGGUGCUGCUGUGGUGGAGUGCUCCUGGGUACGAGUCAAAGAAGUGCCUUGGUCGCGAAUCGGCGGGAAGUGCGAACGACUCUUGCCUUACCUCAUUGCCGCCAAUACGGUCAACUACGGCAAGCCCUGGCGAUUGAACUGCGUCGAAGCGCUUGCGGCUUGCUUCUGCAUUUGUGGGCAUGAGGAUUGGGCGAGGGAAGUCCUCAAGAAUUUUAGAUAUGGCGAAGCAUUUUUGGAGAUCAACUCUCAACUACUGAAGCUCUACGCUGCAUGCAAGACCGAAGAAGACGUCAAGCGGACCGAGGAGGAGUGGCUCGCCAAAAUUGAACAAGAAUAUGAGGACAGCCGUGUUGAGGGGGCAGAUGAUAUCUGGACAAUUGGAAAUACCAAUCGAAAGCCUGUGAACCAAGAAUCUGAUGAAGAAGAUGAUGAUAACGAAGGCAGUGCAGAGGAAGGAAGCGAGGUCGGAGGCGAUCAAGAAGAAAUCGACGAUGAAGCCGAUAAAGACCCAUUCGCGAUUUCUGAUGACUCCGAGGAAGAAGAGCAAAUGGCUGAGAUUCGACGGAAGAUCCUCAGCUCAAAGUCAUUCCAAAACCCAUCCACAUCAGACAAGCAGGAGCCCGAGAGGAUUGCACGCCCCGUGCCUGAAUAUGUGGAUUCAGACGCUGAAUCCGGUUCAGCCGGAAGCGAGGACGAAGAUUUUGAUAACAUCAUUAAUGCGACCACGGUAACGGAUCGGACUGGUAUCAAGGAGAUCCAGCGACGAAGGGGCAAGGAAACAGUGAGCGCUUCGUUUUCACGCACUGAGAUCUCUGCGCCUAAAAGAUGGUGA
Molecule: messenger RNA, 1134 nt
Organism: Penicillium macrosclerotiorum
Lineage: Eukaryota; Fungi; Ascomycota; Eurotiomycetes; Eurotiales; Aspergillaceae
Product: ribosome biogenesis TSR3 family protein
Exons: 3
Coding region: 1-1134 (377 amino acids)
Biological process (GO): maturation of SSU-rRNA
Molecular function (GO): rRNA small subunit aminocarboxypropyltransferase activity
Source: RefSeq, a predicted model, not a curated record